UGAUCUUAACUGUGUGAACUCUGUCUUCCCUUCUAAUCCUUAGGAUGUUAAAACAUUUGAAACCCCAACGGCUAGUUUUCAGUAAUAACCAUCAGUUAAACGACCGAUCAACUGUUUUAUUCAGCUUUAAGACAGAACAGUCUGGCAACGACCAUAUUAGUUCCUUAUGCAAGCAAAACCUGUUUAAGGAAGCUCUCCAAGCUUUUGAUUACUUUCAUAGCAGAACCCAUUUCCGGGUAUACCCCAGUACUUAUGCCCAUUUGAUCUCUGGGUGUUCGACUCUAAAAUCUCUUGAUUAUGGUAGAAAGGUCCAUGAUCAUAUUCUGAGUUCUGGUUCUCAACCAGACAUUAUUCUUCAGAAUCAUAUCCUCAAUAUGUAUGGGAAGUGUGGGUCUCUUAGAGAUGCUCGGAAGGUGUUCUAUGAAAUGCCUGAGAGAAAUAUGGUUUCUUGGAGUUCAAUGAUUGCUGGGUAUUCACAGAAUCAUGAAGAGGAUGAUGCGUUGAAAACAUAUCUAGAAAUGCGACGAUCAGGUUUUAUGCCAGAUCAGUUUACCUUCGGAAGCAUAUUAAGAGCGUGCUCGGGUCUUAGUGAUGUUGAGCUAGGGAGGCAAUUGCAUGCCCAUGUCUUGAAAUCAGAAUUUGGGUCUCAUCUUAUUGCACAGAAUGCUCUUGUUGCAAUGUACACAAAGCUUGAUCGGAUUGAUGAUGCAUCAGUUGUCUUUGAUAAAAUUGCAGAAAAGGAUUUAAUUUCAUGGAGUUCGAUGAUUGCUGGGCUCGCUAAGCAGGGCUUUGAGUUUGACUCUUUGUGCUUUUUCAAAGAUAUGCUUUCUAUGGGUGUUUAUCGUCUGAAUGAAUAUAUUUUUGGAAGUAUUUUUAACGCAUGUGGCAGUCUUUUACAGUUGGAAUAUGGUAGGCAGAUACAUGGGAUGGCUAUAAAGUUUGGUCUUGGAAGAGAUGCCUUUGCAAAUUGUUCACUUAGUGACAUGUAUGCAAAAUGUGGUGGUUUUGAUUCUGCUAGAACAGCAUUCUAUCAAAUAGAGAGGCAUGAUUUGGUUUCAUGGAAUGCAAUUAUUAAUGGGUUUUCUUAUGGAGGUGAUGCCGGGGACGCCAUGUCAUUCUUUUCUAGAAUGAGGCAUUUGGGAUUUAUUCCAGAUGAGAUUACUGUUCGUUGUUUGCUUUGCUGUUGCACAAAUUAUGCUCUGCUGUAUCAAGGUCAACAGUUACAUGCCUACAUUAUUAAGAUGGGUUUCAACUUGGAUGUACCUGUAUGUAAUACUCUCAUUACCAUGUAUACAAAGUGUUCAAAUCUACCUGAUGCAUUCAACAUCUUUAAAGAUAUGCAUGCCACUGCAGAUUUAGUUUCUUGGAAUUCAGUUCUUACUGCGUGUAUGCAGCACAAUCAGGCACAAGAAGUUUUCCGAUUACUGAAACUUAUGUUUUUUUCUCGAAACAAGCCUGAUGAGAUCACAUUGACUAAUGUGUUGGGUGCUUGUGCGGUUUUAGCGUCUCUGGAAAUAGGGAAUCAAGUACAUGACUAUGCUCUGAAAACAGGUUUGGAGGCUCAUAACUUGAUUGCGAAUGGAUUGAUUGACAUGUAUGCCAAAUGUGGAGCCCUUGACAGUGCUAGGAAACUGUUUGAAUUUAUGAGCAAUCCUGAUGUCAUCUCAUGGAGUAGCUUGAUUGUUGGGUAUGCUCAAUUUGGGUACGGAGAGGAAGCUCUCAAACUCUUUAGAACAAUGAGGCAUUUAGGCAUUAAGCCGAACCACAUCACAUUUGUUGGAGUUCUUUCUGCAUGUAGUCAUGUUGGUUUGGUUGUGGAAGGGUGCCAGUAUUUUAGAUCCAUGGAAAUUGACCAUGGGAUUGUACCAACAAGGGAGCACUGCGCUUGUGUGGUUGACUUGCUUGCACGUGCUGGACACCUUAGAGAAGCUGAGAACUUCAUCAAUCAAAUGCCGUUUGAUCCUGAUAUUGUGGUCUGGAAGACGCUGCUUGCAGGAUGUAGGACCCACCGGAAUCUGGAGAUUGGAAUGCGAGCUGCUGAGAGCAUUUUGAAACUGGAUUCCUCCAAUUCUGCAGCUCAUGUGCUACUCUGCAACAUCUAUGCUUCAACGGGUAGCUGGGCUGAUGUUGCCAGAGUGAGGAAAAUGAUGAAAAGCAGGGGUGUUAAAAAGACUCCAGGCCAGAGCUGGAUAGAGAUUAAAGACAGUGUCCAUGUUUUCUCGGUAGAAGAUAUAUCACACCCAAAGAUGGAAGAGAUAUACAUUGUAUUAGAAGAAUUAUGGUUGCAGAUGCUUGAAGUUGGUUGUCUUCCUGAUCACAGAUUUGCCUCUGGUGAAUCAUUGACUGAGUAGAGGUGGGAAAAAGGAAAAAGGAGAAGAAGGAGCAGGUUUGACUUUGAUAGCAGCCUCUUUCGUGCAAAAAUGCUAAAGCUUAUAACUGUCUUCAGUCCAUCCUUCCCAGCACCCUGCAAUAGGAAGACCUGCACCCUGAUAAAUGCAGGAAAGGAAUAGCAGGGAGGACAGGGGAAAAAAUCUAUUUGAAUUUUAAACUCCUUUAUUCUUUGGGAGAUGUGAUACUUUGACUCGGAAACCUUUCAGACGCACUUGGGCUUCCUCUGGUCACAUUGCAAUUUCUCAUAAUCAUUCAAACCGUCAUAUGUUCUAGGACAGUUGGAGAUCAUAUGGCAGAUGUACUAUGAAUUGGCGAUUGUGUGGAUCUUUGAUCGAUCAAUGCAUUAGAUCUGAAUUUGGUUCAGGGCUACAAAUAGCAUGUAGUUGAGUUUUGGGUUUCCA
Molecule: messenger RNA, 2792 nt
Organism: Telopea speciosissima
Lineage: Eukaryota; Viridiplantae; Streptophyta; Magnoliopsida; Proteales; Proteaceae
Product: pentatricopeptide repeat-containing protein At3g53360, mitochondrial
Exons: 1
Coding region: 45-2351 (768 amino acids)
Biological process (GO): RNA modification
Molecular function (GO): protein binding; RNA binding
Source: RefSeq, a predicted model, not a curated record